AUGGAUGUAGAAUUAUCUUUAGAUACAGCUAAAGUAUUUGAUGAGUUAUUUAAACUACUACGAAAUAACCAAAUUGAAGUCACUGCGGGUAGUAUCGAAUUACUUUUGGACCAAAGUGAAACAUCUGCUCUUAUAUCUUAUAUUUCCAAAUAUCCCAAGUCCUUACGCUCUCUAUUAUUGCUAAUUGGGAAUGAUGAGGAAAUUUUAUCUACUAAUGCAAUCAAGACCUUAAUAAAUCUCUCUCAAAAUCCCAACAUUUCAGAAGAACUAUGUAGCAAUUUAUCAGCUAUUGAAUACACUAUGGAUAAUUUAAGAGAACAAAUGAGAAGAUCUCCUGGUACUCCCUACCAUUGUGAUUUAAAUUUGAUGCUUAUUUCAAACCUUACUCGUAGUAGCAAAGGGAGAGAACUCUUUUUUAAAAAAACACAAAAAAACGAGAGUCUUUAUUUACCAUAUUUAUUAGAAUUACUAUACGGUUCUAAUAAUAAAGAAGAGCAAGGGAUGAUUAUAAAUAUUUUCAAUAACUGUACUAGUUGUGAACAAGGAAGGAAACUCAUUACUGAAAGUUCUAUUGGUAUUGAGAUUGUAAAUGUACUAUCAGAGAUUUUCCUAAAAAUGGUUCGAAAAAAGGAAUCUUGUGAAACCAUAGUUGGAAUAUUCACUCAUUUGUGUAUAGAUCGGGGGUGCCAUGAAUUUUUAAUGAAAGAUGAUUGUAAAGUGAUAAAAAUUCUUUGUUGUAUUCUAUAUCCUAGUAGAAAUAACAAGUUAAGAUAUAAGAAAAGUGAAAGUACUUUGAGAUUAUUAGAAAAUAAAAUUUUACACUUUCAAUCAGCAGAUAAAUAUGAAGUUCAAGAUUUAAGUUAUUUGUCUUGUGAAGUUAAUGAUAAUUCAAGUAAGAGAAAAGAAAUUAUAGAUGAGACAUGUGAACUAGAAUUAAAUGAAAAAAAGAUUCACUUUUUUAUUCAAGAGAAUUCAGUUGGACCAGUAAACUCAAAUAUAAGUCAAAAUAUUUUUGACUGCAUAUUAGUUUUAUUAUCUACAACCAAAGUUAGAGAAUAUCUUAGAAGCCUUGGGUUAUAUGAGGUCUUAAGAGUUUGGCAUUUAUAUGAACAGGAUCAAUCAAUUAAAAAGGGUAUUGAAGACAUAGUACAUCUUGUAGUAUAUAAUGAACAAGAGUUAGCUCAACAAGAUUAUGAUAUUAAGAAUUCUGUUUCAAUUAUUUAA
Messenger RNA from Cryptosporidium muris RN66, 1224 nucleotides. RefSeq lists its product as uncharacterized. Bases 1 to 1224 code for a protein of 407 amino acids. NCBI's taxonomy places the organism in Eukaryota, Apicomplexa, Conoidasida, Eucoccidiorida, Cryptosporidiidae. The record is from RefSeq and is a predicted model, not a curated record. The transcript has a single exon.